UGAACGUCAAAACCGCACUCUAACCGUUUAGGCUGUGAUCCCGUUUUUCUUCUUCACAAUUCCAUUUUUAGAUUCUUGAGAGAGAAAGAGUCGAUCUUCUUCAUCGCAACCAAAAAUCUAGGGUUCCGGUUCUUCCAUCGGUUAGCUGCUCGUCGUCACUCAUUCAAUCAUUAGAGAAUGAAUGCAAGGUCGUCUUCAUUGAAUCCGUAUGCUACUUCAUACAUCCCACUCUCUAGAAGAGGGACACCUGAAGCAAGCAAAGGCUAUGAUCAUGGGAGUACUACUGAAUACCUGCCUGAGACAGCUGAUAACUUGAAACUUAAGAAUCAUUCUGGUUUUGAUUCUUAUGGUUCAUCAUCACACAGCUCAGAGCUAGCUGGAAAACAGGCCCUGGAUGUUGAUCACGACAUGAAUUUGGCUUAUCUUCAGAUGGUUUUCGCUGGUGUUUCCGAUGAGUCUCUUUCCAGUGUCUACACAGCUUGCGGUGGUGAUAUGGAAGCCACAGUUGAAAUGCUGACUCAACUUGAGCUGCACAGUGGAGAUUUCACAGAGAAUCUUCCGGAUUCUCUAGACAUCGGUGAUGUGUCAGAAGCUGGAUCAUCUAGUGAGGGCGGAACGCAAAAACUAAAGAAGGUGGCUGUUGGUGAAGGCAGUGGGUGGAGCCACACACAAUCUUCCAAGUAAAAACCCUGCAAAUGCUUUGCUUUUAUUUGGGCUUUCACCGUUGUGUGUAUAUUUCUUGUGAAUUUUGGGGGAACUCUCAGUUGUACAAGUAGAGAGCAUAUAGAGUUGUCUGUAUAGAUUGGGAGGCAAGUGGCUGCUUGCUUAGUUGCUUGUGUUGAAAAUUGUUUUUUUUUUUUGGCAUUCUGAUGGUAGGUUAACGAUAAACUCGUUAAACUACCAUUCAUAUCGAAGCUGGUUUCAAUACCCAUGUUUGUGCCUUGUUUUGGGGUUUGCAAAUUGUAAAAACAUGAUGUUUGUGCCAAAAGGAGAAGUGAGCUGAAAAACAAUCAUGUUAGGUUUA
Messenger RNA from Helianthus annuus (common sunflower), 1024 nucleotides. Its product is annotated as polyadenylate-binding protein-interacting protein 5. Bases 178 to 684 code for a protein of 168 amino acids. Gene Ontology annotation, molecular function: ubiquitin binding. The record is from RefSeq and is a predicted model, not a curated record. The transcript has 3 exons. Lineage: Eukaryota; Viridiplantae; Streptophyta; Magnoliopsida; Asterales; Asteraceae.